Messenger RNA from Arachis duranensis, 1998 nucleotides. Its product is annotated as pentatricopeptide repeat-containing protein At3g62890-like. Gene Ontology annotation, molecular function: protein binding; RNA binding; zinc ion binding. The record is from RefSeq and is a predicted model, not a curated record. The transcript has a single exon. The coding region runs from base 1 to 1998 and encodes 665 amino acids. Gene Ontology annotation, biological process: RNA modification. NCBI's taxonomy places the organism in Eukaryota, Viridiplantae, Streptophyta, Magnoliopsida, Fabales, Fabaceae.
AUGACCGAAUUAAUCGAAAGAAUCAAUAACCAAUCGAUUAAACCAAUAAUCCAUUAUGACCGAAUUGAUUACCCGUUCCAUUCUAAUACAGCACUGGCUUCAAUUGAGAGAAAGAAAGAGAUGAUGUUCUGCUCCACCCUCCCAUCCACGCCUUCCCACCACCACCAGAAAGUACUUGACCCACCGCCGUCCACCGUCAAUGCCACUAACUUCAACACCGUACUCGAACUCAAACAAGUACACGCAUUUCUCGUCAAAACCCAAAGCCAUCACUCUCUCCCUCUCACCCGCGUCGCUCUCAUCUGCGCCCUCACCAACCAUUUCUCUUACGCUCACAAAAUCCUCCGCCUCUCACCAAACUCCCAAGAACUCGUUCCAUGGAACUUCUGCCUCAAACAUUUCGCCGAAGGAGAGUCCCCUCACGACGCCAUCACUCUCUUCCGUCGCCUCCGCCAAAUGGGUACCCCAAUCCCUGACCACUUCACGUGUUCCUUCGUUCUCAAAGCCUGUACUCGUGUUUCCGACAUUCAAACUGGGAGAAUCAUUCAUGGCUUCGUGGUGAAGCUUGGGUUAACAGCUAAUUUGGUUUUGCAAAAUAUGAUUGUGCAUUUGUAUGCAGUUUGCGGGGAGAUGAGUGAUGCGCGCCUUGUGUUCGAUAAAAUGCCUCAGCGAGAUGUUGUUACUUGGAACAUAAUGAUAAGUCAGUUGGUUAAGGCGGGUGACUUCCGUGGUGCUUAUGGUUUGUUUUGUCUGAUGCCAGAGAGGAAUGUGAAGACUUGGACGUCCAUGAUUUCGGGGUUUGUCCGGUGUGGGAAGUCGGAGGAAGCUGUAGGGUUGUUCUUGGAGAUGGAGAGGGAACGUUUGAGGCCAAAUGAGGUGACCGUGGUGGCAGUUUUAGCGGCUUGUGCUGAUUUGGGUGACUUGGAGCUUGGCAGGAGUGUUCACCAGUUCGCAGAUCGGAGUGGGUUUCAUGGGAAUGUACAUGUUUGUAACACACUGAUUGAUAUGUAUGUGAAGUGCGGAUGCUUGGAAGAGGGUUACAGAGUUUUUGAAGCCAUGAGAGAUCGAAGAACUGUUGUAUCGUGGUCGAGCAUGAUAGCAGGGUUUGCCAUGCACGGUUAUGGAGAGAAGGCUCUAGAAUUGUAUGAUGAGAUGAUUGAAUCAAGUGUGGAGCCAAAUCAUGUGACAUUCAUUGGGCUCCUCCAUUCUUGUAGCCACAUGGGAUUGGUCGAAAAGGGUCGAGAGUUUUUUGCCACCAUGACCAGAGCAUAUGGAAUAGUGCCUAGGAUUGAGCAUUAUGGUUGCUUGGUUGAUCUCCUGAGUCGCGCAGGGCUAUUGAAAGAGGCUCAUGAGGUUAUCAUAAACAUGCCUAUAUCGCCAAAUGGGGUCAUUUGGGGGGCUCUGCUUGGUGGUUGCAGGCUUCAUAAGAACAUCGAAUUGGCUGAGGAAGCUAUGAAACAUAUCUCGGAAUUGGAUCCACUUAAUGAUGGAUACUACAUUGUUCUCUCGAAUGCUUAUGCAGAGGUGGGAAAAUGGGAAGAAGUAACGAAAAUCAGGAAGUUGAUGAAGAACAGAGGGGUGAAGAAAACGCCUGGAUGCAGUUCAAUCACAAUAGAUGGAACAGUUCAUGAGUUUGUAGCAGGGGACGAGUCUCAUCCUGAAUGUGAUGAGGUAUUUGAGAUGUGGGAAAAACUAUUAGUGAAGAUGAAGGAAAAAGGGUAUGUGCCAAAUACUUCAGUUGUGCUUCUUGAUGUGGAAGAUAAAGAAAAGGAGAAGUUCCUCUUUCGCCAUAGUGAAAAACUGGCACUUGUGUAUGGGUUGAUGAACACAAAACCUGGAAUGCCUAUUAGGAUUAUCAAGAAUCUUCGUAUGUGUGAGGAUUGUCAUGCUGCUUUUAAAAUACUAUCUGCCAUUGAAAAGAAAGAAAUUGUGGUGCGUGAUCGGAGUAGGUUUCAUUGUUUCAAAAAUGGUGAUUGUACAUGCAAGGAUUAUUGGUAG